UCGAUUGUUCAAAAUGAGCGGUAACACGAUAACUUCAUUUUAUCUAUACAAGUAGACAUUCCAGUGGUUAAGACAUGUUUUGACAUAUAAGAUAUAUUAGAUGUAUAUAGGAAUCUAAAUUAGAUCUAUUUUGUGUAUUAACAAUAUCCAAGUGAACAGGAUAAAUCACAGAUAUCCUUAUGGCUGUCCCGGGUAAAAAGGCAUCUCGGAAAUCUUCAUCCAUACUAUCUCAAGGCUGUGCUGAAGAUUUCGACAUUUUCUGUGAAAUAUGUGAUAGAUAUGAUAUCAGGAUUCCUGCCUUUGGUCACUGUGUAGAUUGUGAGGCACACCUUUGCCGUACCUGCUCUAAUAAUCAUUUGCAACUCAAACCAUCCCACCAUCACCAACUUCUAGACAACGAACACAUGCCACAAAAGCAAACCAUGCAUAAAUCAUCAAAGUCUGCUCCCAGGACACUGACCGAUGGUCUUACAAAGCCUUGUACUAAACACAGCAAGGAAGUGAUCAAAUUUUACUGCCAUGACCAUAAUGCUCUUAUAUGUAAUGUUUGUGUGACCCUUGAACACACACCAACGUCCUGUCGUGUGGACUACAUACCAGAAAUAUCAGGGCAGAUUUUAGACAGCACCGAGUUCAAUGAAACUCUGAGAGGUAUUAACACAUUGACAGACAAAUGCUUCCUGAUAACUGAAGAUCUGCAUCAAAGAUGUGAGGAAUCAACGACUUCACUAUUAUAUGCUUUCGAAGAAAUAGUAGAAUUCAGAAAAGAGAGAAAAGAUAGAUUACGCGAAUUAGAAAAGAAUGUUUUUGAUGCUGCAAAAAAAAUCCAAUCCGACAACAAUGAAAAGUUGAAAACAACAGAAACAACAUGUGGCGACAUCAACAAAUCACUCCAAGCAUCAGCUGAUUCUCUUAAACAUCUCAAUUCACACAAGAAAACUGACCAACUGUUUGUUGAACUUAAGAUAGCCCAGCAACUGAUUAAAACUAGCGAGAAAAGAACAUCAGAACUACCAACAGUUGACGAAUACAUCUUUGAACGAAAUAAAGCUAUUGAAAAUGUCCUUCAAGACGAGAAAUCAAUAGGAAUAUUGAGCAAUAUGAAACUGGAGCAGCCAGCCCAACCAAAGAAUCAAGUUGCAGUCGCAAUCAAAAUGUCUACUCCUAGAAAUAUCAAUGCUAAAACAUCCUUAGAUAAAAGUAAUUGCUACAUAACUGGUUUGACUGUUUCUUCUUCAAACAAAAUAUUUGCAGCGGAUAGGAAAAAUAAGUCAAUUAAAAUGAUAAACAUUAGAAGUGGGGAUAUCAAACAAGUACAGCUUGACUCGGCACCCUUUGAUGUCACCCUAGUCACAAGCGAUUCACUUUGCUGUUACAUUACCCACAGGUUUUUAAAACCCAAACCCCGUUCAUUUCAUUCUCCCCGACUCAUUUACGAAGAACAACUAAAGAAAUCAAUAAUAGCAAGCCAUGACUGUAAAUUCAUGAAAACUAUACUUGAGGAUUUAGAUGAUCCUUUUGCUGUAUGUUGGUGUGCUGUAACCCGUACACUUUGUGUUAGUAGAUUCACCGUACUUGAAGAGGGGAACAAUAAUAUAAAAAUAUAUAAUGAUGUAAAACUACGAGAUGGCAAUUGA
Messenger RNA from Ruditapes philippinarum (Manila clam), 1637 nucleotides. RefSeq lists its product as uncharacterized. Gene Ontology annotation, molecular function: ubiquitin-protein transferase activity; zinc ion binding. Gene Ontology annotation, biological process: positive regulation of DNA-templated transcription. The record is from RefSeq and is a predicted model, not a curated record. Lineage: Eukaryota; Metazoa; Mollusca; Bivalvia; Venerida; Veneridae. The coding region runs from base 180 to 1637 and encodes 485 amino acids. The transcript is spliced from 3 exons. Gene Ontology annotation, cellular component: chromatin; nucleoplasm.